Messenger RNA from Dreissena polymorpha, 2757 nucleotides. Its product is annotated as CUB and sushi domain-containing protein 3-like. NCBI's taxonomy places the organism in Eukaryota, Metazoa, Mollusca, Bivalvia, Myida, Dreissenidae. The transcript is spliced from 11 exons. The record is from RefSeq and is a predicted model, not a curated record. The coding region runs from base 742 to 2250 and encodes 502 amino acids.
AACAUAACAAAUGGGAAAAUAAUUGUGGAUAAACACACAGCCUACUUUCGUUGCGAUGAAGGAUAUCGCCUGGUAGGAAAUUCCAGUUCCACGUGUACGCAAUGGAAGUGGACCUCUGAAGCGCCGAGCUGUGAACUUAUAGAUUGUGGACAUUUUCCAACGACCUCACAUGGUACCGCGUGGUCCACAGCAACCACAUACGGAUCAACGACAACAAUCACGUGUAAUACAGGCUACAUUUUGAACGGAAGCAACACUUCCACAUGUGGAAAAAGUGGAUUGUGGACCAGCACUGGCCAGACAUGUUCACCCGUCGACUGUGGCCAUUUUUACACACUGUUUAACGGGAGCGUUUCAACAACUGCCACCACAUUUGGAUCCAUAGCAACAAUAACGUGCCAUACAGGAUACAGUCUUAACGGCAGCAGCACGUCAACGUGUGCGAGCAACGGACAAUGGAGCAGCACUGGUCAACGGUGUACAUUAGUCGACUGCGGACCAUUUUAUCCACCUACGUACAGCCAUCUGUCUACUGGAUAUACUACAUAUAAUUCAACCGUGACAAUAACCUGUUUUCCGGGCUACACACUUACUGGCAAUAGGAUUUCAAAAUGCGAUGGAAAUGGGCAGUGGAGUUAUAAAGACCAGAAAUGCGUGCUUCAAACCGUAUUUCUAGAAGUUCCAGAGGAAAGUUGUUCAUCUGAUGACAAUGAGACGUGCACAUGUGAAAACAGUUCUACCAUGCAACCCGUGAAACCAAAUGCCACAUUUGAUAUGAGACAUGAAAGCAAUGUAACUUUUCCCACUAGUGGCCAAGGUGACUCCUGUUACAUAUUGAGGUGGGAAAACACAUCAGUUGCGAACAAUAUAAGUUUCAUAAUGAUAUCAUCCAUUCUUCAACCAGGGCUAUAUAAAAUAAGAUUACACCAGCUGUUUCCAUCUGGAGCAAUACUUGUCACGGUUGACACGGAAAACAACGAAACCUAUGAUUUAGACAUGUUUUGGAAAUACAUUAAACAAGAUAAAUUAUGGAUAAAUGAAACCUUUACUUUUAUUGAAGAAAAACAUUUCAGGUUUGUACUCCGUGCUAACGAAUCGAAAGAUGGGCUUCUUGGAAUCGAUAGCAUACAGCUAUUUAAAGCGUGUGACGUUCUUAACAUUACUCACGGACAUAUAACUGUGGGCAACAACACAGCCUUUUUUCUCUGCGAUGAAGGAUAUCGCCUGGUAGGAAAUUCCAGUUCAACUUGUACAAACUGGACUUGGAACUCUAAAGCUCCGACAUGUGAACUGAUAGACUGUGGAAGUCCUGUAGUGCCAUCAAAUGGUCAUGUAACAUCAAGUUUCACGUCUUAUGGAUCUAUUUCAACCGUCAGUUGCAGCUCUGGCUAUAUUCGAAAAGGAAUAUAUACGGGAGUUUGUAGAAGCAAUGGGAAAUGGUCCAACGAAAAUACAACCUGUAUAUCAAUCAAUUCUACCAUGUCAAGUGCGGUUUAUCCUGGGUGUUCAAAUCAAGGAUGGUACAUCCGAGUCAAUCUGACAUUGCUGCGUAGUUUGUUUCCGAAUUACAAGGAUGAAAUACACAUUUAUCUUGGGAUUUCUUCAUGUGUAGGCAGUGAAGUAUAUGAAUAUCUUCUGUUCGACAAGUUCUUCCAAGAAUGCAUGACGCAAAGAAAGGUUUCAGCUAAUCUAAAUAUCUUCGAGAACCAAAUGGUGCUAAUAUUCGACCCCCAAAACAGUUCUGCGUCCAACCCAUUCAACUGGACAUUGAAAGUAGAUUGCUAUGCUGUCGAUAAAAAUAUUAUUACCAGCAUCUCAACAAACCAAUUGCACAGCGCUGAGAAGAGCAUAAGCAUUUCUGUCUUCAGUGACCCCCUCUUUAGGGUAGUAUUACCUAGUCACCCACUGCACAUGCAAUCAGGCGAUAAGGUGUAUGUAAAGGUUUCCAGUUCUAUCCUUGAUCCAGAUAUUAAGCUCUUGCUUAAAUCAUGUUACGUCCGACCUGCGUUGGAAAGUGAUUCACGGCUGGACAUUGUACUUAUAGAAAAUGGUUGCGAGGUAGAGAGCAGCACCCAUAUGAUUUCCGUUGAAGCCCACGAGAUCCAAUUCAUGUUCCUCAACUACGCGUUAGUUGCUCUCCGUGAAGGAAUGAAUAUCCUCUGUGAUGUAGCUUACUGUAACGCCAUAGACCACUCCGUGAACUGUUUUCAGACAUGCAGUGGGAUGUUAAGGCCUGUUAUCAUUGGCUGAGAACUGUUAUCAGGGACGGGAACAGGGCGCACGUGUCUCCCCUGUCCCCCCUCAACAGCUGACUCCAAAUAUAAUCAGAGGCGUUUUUUACAUUUGAAUUGCAUAGACAAUUUACAUAAACAUAUGUGACAGUGGAUAUGGAAAAUGGGUAUUAUGGCUUAAAAAUCACAUUUUAAUGUUUUACUUAUAUUUUAUUUCAACAUUCUGUUAGAAACAAACCGCAAAAAAUCAGGUUUCGAUGAUUAUUAGUUUUCGAGAUAUUGACCUUAACGUAAUACCGCUGUUUAGUGCAAAAUGGUCCGUGUAUAUACCGUCUUUUCCUUUUUCAUUUAACAUUCGAAACAACGAAACACGAAAAUCAACGCAUAUAAGUUCAUAUUCCGUUUUUCUAAUAACCGAAACUUAAACAAAAUACGAAAACAAAAUUAAUUUCUUUAUAUCGUUUUUCGUUGUACUUAUUAUAAAACAAAAAACGAAAUUGAUUUCCCUGUUCAUAUUUUGUUUCAA